ACAUGUCUGCUGUUUGUUGAAACUGAAGUAACACAUUGGACUCAGAGGAGCAAAGGCUUAAAGUGUCAAUAAUUUCGAGCUCGUCUACUUCUCACAGUCCGUCCUCUAACAGACUGGAACAAAACCUCAUCACAUCCACUCGACAUGGCUUUCUCCCUCCGCGCGGCAAAUCUGGACGACUGCAAAGACAUCGCGCGGAUGAUCAUGGAACUGGCAGAGUAUGAAAACCUGGCAGAGCAUGUGAAAGUGACCCAGAAAGACUUGGAGCAAGAUGGCUUUUCCAAUAACCCGUUGUUUCAUGGGAUCAUCGCUGAGGUGCCAGAACAGCACAAAACCAAAGAAGGGCACACAAAGAUCGGCUAUGCGCUUUAUUUCCAUGCUUACAGCUCCUGGUCAGGCAGAGCCAUUUAUAUGGAGGACUUGUAUGUGAUGCCUGAGUUCAGAGGGAAAGGCGUUGGUAAAGCACUAAUAAGCAAGGUGGCACAGCUGGGUCUGGCUGCUGGUUGCCACCAGCUCAACUUCACCGUCCUGAACUGGAACAAACCAUCUGUGGACUUUUACCUCAGCCAGAGCUGCUUCGACAUCACUGCUAGAAUGGGCUACCACUGCCUGCGCUGCGAGGGGGAGGCACUGAAGCACCUGGCUCAACUUUAACCUAUUCAUCAUGACCUUGUGACUUUUGCAGCCAUGAGCUUGUCUCUGACAUCCCCCGUUACAUGGAACCUGGCCUUCAGUUUGGAGAUGCUACUAGGGGUCACACCAAAUACUGCUGCAACUUGGUUUUGCAGAACACCAGCUUGAACUUGUCUUAUACUAUUGUCCUAUAUAGAUCAGUCAUACAUGGCAUGCUUGUAGGACGCACAGUCUCACAGGAGCUGCUAAUCAGGCGCCUGACUGUCACCACCUGGGGUACCAGCAGUUCAAAACAAAUCACUAAUGUUUUUGUUCUUCUUUGCUUAAUUUUUUGCCUGUAGUCAGGAGGUGUCAGUACUGGUUAUCAUGACAGAGUGGCUCAUCACCCGGAGCUACUACUGUAAUCACUGCCUCUGGAUUUCAUUUGGCUUUUGGUAAAAGGAGUUUAUAAUCAGCUGGACUUUGGCCUGUCAGACUGAUCUGAACUGUUGGUCUAGAUUUUGAAUAGAUAUAAAAAAUUCAGCUGCAUUAUGGACAUAUAAAAGUAUGAUCAGAUCAUGAUCCACCAUUUAAUAUCAUCUGUGGAGAGUCUGACAGGGAACAGCUUUGUUUUUAAGCAUCACUCCAUGAUCCCAAACAUACCCAAUGCAGUACCAGAAAAAAGAAGUGCUCUUGUAAACAGUGGAUAAAUGCUGCUCCAUCAUAUAUCCCAUGGGUGAAGUUUGUACUUUAACACACCCAUGUAGCGGCAACCUUCGGUCCUUCUUUGCCGCUUCUGCAGGACGUAAAGUUUCUGACUCGUGCUGUUGUUGAAUCACUUGUGUGCCUUUCGGUAGCAAAAACAAGGGUAAUGUAAAAAA
Molecule: messenger RNA, 1493 nt
Organism: Oreochromis niloticus (Nile tilapia)
Lineage: Eukaryota; Metazoa; Chordata; Actinopteri; Cichliformes; Cichlidae
Product: diamine acetyltransferase 2
Exons: 7
Coding region: 145-654 (169 amino acids)
Molecular function (GO): N-acetyltransferase activity
Source: RefSeq, a predicted model, not a curated record